AUGGCAAUCGAAUCGAGGAGGAGAAGCAGACUGUCCGCUAUAGGGAGGAUCACAUUGGGAAUUCCAAACGACUCGAAGGGGGAAUCGGUUGUGAUUCCGAAAGGAAGUCGAGAAGAAAAAGCGGAUGAGAAAAGCGGUUGGGGAGGGGGUUCGUUGGAUGAAGCAGACCCGCUAGAAAUAGAAUCUUCGGGAGAUUGGAUGAUGGCGGAAAGGCGGACUAUCGGC
This is a messenger RNA of Mesorhabditis belari, 225 nucleotides long. The record is from the annotation of a GenBank genome assembly. Lineage: Eukaryota; Metazoa; Nematoda; Chromadorea; Rhabditida; Rhabditidae.